Messenger RNA from Zerene cesonia (dogface butterfly), 1171 nucleotides. RefSeq names its product pseudouridine-5'-phosphatase-like. NCBI's taxonomy places the organism in Eukaryota, Metazoa, Arthropoda, Insecta, Lepidoptera, Pieridae. Bases 142 to 828 code for a protein of 228 amino acids. The record is from RefSeq and is a predicted model, not a curated record. Gene Ontology annotation, molecular function: phosphatase activity. The transcript is spliced from 4 exons.
GCAAUAGUUUGCUGAUUAGCAUAUUUGUGUGUACAAGACUACAUGAUAGCUGAUUGCGGUGCUUAGUAUAAGUUGUGUAGUAGAAAGCUGUGUGCGAUUAUAGUGUUAUUUUUAUUAUUUAUUUAUUUUCCUUUAACAAAGAUGUCUUUCAAACCAAUUACACAUGUUUUAUUUGAUAUGGAUGGACUUAUUCUCAACACAGAAGAUCUCUACACUCUUGGUUUUCAGGAAAUCGCUUCUCGGUAUGGCAAAAAUUUCACGUUUGCGUUAAAGUGUCAAAUAAUGGGUCAACAAACUGCUGAAUUUGCAGCAUCAAUAAUCGAAGCUCUUGAAUUGCCACUUACAGUAAACGAAUUCAUAUUGGAAGCAGAGAAAAUAUUUAAUGAGCUUUUUCCAACGAGUACAGUGUUACCAGGGGUCGAAAAACUUAUAAGGCAUUUAAGUAAAUGCAAAAUUCCAAUAGGCCUAGCAACAAGUAGCAGGAAGGAAACAUACGAAAUUAAAACUACGAAUCACAAAGAAUUGUUUGAUUUAUUUCCUUAUAAAACAUUUGGAUCUUCAGACCCCGAUGUAAAGAAAGGAAAACCAUUUCCUGAUAUAUUUUUCGUAGCCGCAGCCAAGUUUCCCGAUAAACCCAAUCCGGAUAAGGUCCUAGUAUUUGAGGAUUCAAUUAAUGGCGUAAAAGCUGCGCAUUCGGCUGGCAUGCAAGUAGUUUUAGUGCCUGAUCCACGUUUAGACCGCUCGUUAGUACCCGAAGCUACUCUCAUCGUCAACUCUAUGGAAGAAUUCAAACCCGAACUUUUUGGACUACCCCCAUUUGAGGAUUAAGGACUACGAAAUAGAAUAUUUUAAAUUUUACACCAGAUUAAUGUGCAAUGAUCCAUUUCGAAUAGGUAAAUACAUAAAUAUACAUAAAGUGUUCAUAAAUGUUUUAAAUAUACCGUUUAUUUUUUGGUUAAAUAAAUUAAUAUAAAUAUCUCAAGUUUUCAACUUAGUGAAAUUCACGGUCAGUUAUUUGUAGAGUACUUCUUAACUGUAAAUUACGUAUUUCGAUAAUUAUUUUCGUUACGUAUAUCAUGCCAAAUUUAGCGUUUUGAUCGUCGUUAAUGUCGACAAUAGGUACAUCGUAAAGCUAUCGAUGGUUAUAAAUAAAUGUAUAAUAAUUAUAAAA